GCGCUGGACGGCCCGUCCCUGCGGUGCAGCCCGCUGCGCGUGGCGGGCUCGGCGGCGCAGGCGGAGGACGCGGGUCGCGAGCUGUCCUGGGACUCCCCCCUGCGGCGCGUCCUGGCCGAGCUGAGCCGCAUCCCCAGCAGCCGGCGCCGGGCUGCGCGCCUGUUUGAGUGGCUCAUUGCGCCCAUGCCGCCGGACCAUUUUUACCGGCGCCUUUGGGAGCGGGAAGCGGUGCUGGUGCGGCGGCAGGACCACGCCUACUACCGGGGCCUCUUCUCCACCGCAGAUCUGGACUCCAUCCUGCGCGAGGAGGAGGUGCAGUUUGGACAGCACCUGGACGCCGCGCGUUACGUGGACGGGAGGCGCGAGACCCUGAACCCGCCGGGCCGCGCGCUGCCCGCGGCCGCGUGGUCGCUGUACCAGGCCGGCUGCUCCCUGCGCCUCCUCUGUCCGCAGGCUUUCUCGACCACCGUGUGGCAGUUUUUGGCUGUGCUCCAGGAGCAGUUUGGAAGCAUGGCAGGCUCCAACGUCUACCUCACGCCCCCCAACUCGCAGGGCUUUGCGCCCCACUACGACGACAUCGAGGCUUUCGUGCUGCAGCUGGAAGGUAGGAAAUUGUGGCGUGUCUACCGGCCCCGGGUCCCAGGUGAAGAACUGGCCCUGACAUCUAGCCCCAACUUCGGCCAGGAGGACCUUGGUGAGCCAGUGCUACAGACAGUGCUGGAACCUGGGGAUUUACUCUAUUUCCCUCGGGGCUUCAUUCACCAAGCUGAAUGCCAGGAUGAAGUUCACUCUCUGCACCUUACGUUGUCUACGUACCAGCGCAAUACCUGGGGCGACUUCCUGGAAGCCAUUCUGCCCCUGGCUGUGCAGGCUGCCAUGGAAGAAAACGUGGAGUUUCGAAGGGGUCUGCCCCGAGAUUUCAUGGAUUAUAUGGGCGCCCAGCAUUCAGAUUCUAAGGAUCCGAGAAGAACCGCCUUCAUGGAGAAGGUCCGGGUCUUGGUUGCCCGCCUUGGACAUUUUGCACCUGUCGAUGCUGUGGCUGACCAGCGAGCCAAAGACUUCAUUCACGAUUCUCUGCCACCUGCGCUGACGGAUCGUGAGAGGGCACUGAGCGUUUAUGGGCUCCCGGUUCGCUGGGAGGCUGGAGAGCCAGUAAACGUGGGUGCCCAGCUGACAACAGAAACGGAAGUCCACAUGUUGCAGGAUGGGAUAGCUCGCCUGGUGGGUGAGGGGGGCCAGUUGUUUCUCUAUUACACGGUGGAGAACUCUCGUGUUUACCAUCUAGAGGAACCCAAGUGCUUGGAAAUCUACCCCCAGCAAGCUGAUGCCAUGGAAUUCUUGCUUCGCUCCUAUCCAGAGUUUGUGAAAGUAGGGGACCUACCCUGUGACAGUGUGGAUGACCAGCUUUCUUUGGCAACCAUGCUGUAUGAUAAAGGGCUGCUACUCACCAAGGUGCCUCUAGCUCAAAAUUAGUUCACUGUGGAUUGCUGGAAACAAGACCGUAGUAAUUCAGCACUAUCACCUCCAUUUUGGUUUUGUUUUUAAUUCCUGUUCUUACUUUGAUGACCAUCGGUAUGGUCAUAUUUACCUUUAUGACUGCUUCAAUGUCACAAACCUCAGACGGUCUUCUGGGAAGAACCACCUCAUCUAGGUACAAAAAUAAAAGAAGUUGGAGGAGGAAAAAAAAAAGUUAUUUCUGCAGAAGUGAUCAUUUCAGAGUGCCAGCUUCAUUACUCUUGGGCCUCUGUAUUGUGAGCACUGGUUUUGUCACUCUGCUUAAGACCUAAGUUUUUAGGGGCUGGGGAGAUGGCUCAGUUGAAUAAGUGCUUCCCUGGCAAGCACAAGGGCCUGAAUUCAAGCCCUGGCUCCACAAAACAAACAAAACCCCUAAGUUUUUAUUUGGAAGUUGUACUUUUCAUUUGAGUUGUCUUUCAUCAGUUUGGGGAGAGGAUUGGGGUCAGUAUCCUCUUUGUUAAUAAGUUUGUAUGAAUUAUUAAAGUGCCAAAGAAUGUU
This is a messenger RNA of Octodon degus (degu), 2013 nucleotides long. RefSeq names its product ribosomal oxygenase 1 (gene Riox1). Gene Ontology annotation, cellular component: nucleolus. The transcript has a single exon. The record is from RefSeq and is a predicted model, not a curated record. Gene Ontology annotation, molecular function: histone H3K4 demethylase activity; histone H3K36 demethylase activity. The annotation marks the transcript as partial. NCBI's taxonomy places the organism in Eukaryota, Metazoa, Chordata, Mammalia, Rodentia, Octodontidae.